Mercurialis annua (annual mercury) is the source of this 3651-nucleotide messenger RNA. RefSeq lists its product as uncharacterized. Gene Ontology annotation, biological process: telomere maintenance. Gene Ontology annotation, cellular component: nucleus. The record is from RefSeq and is a predicted model, not a curated record. NCBI's taxonomy places the organism in Eukaryota, Viridiplantae, Streptophyta, Magnoliopsida, Malpighiales, Euphorbiaceae. Bases 87 to 3479 code for a protein of 1130 amino acids. The transcript is spliced from 10 exons.
UGGCGCGAAAAUUGCACUAAACACCACUCGAAUUUAGGGUUUGAUCAUACAAUCACAAUUCUCUCUAAUUGAAACGUUUCACAAAAAUGUUGAAUUUUUCAGAUGAAGUAGAGGAAAUCAAAUCCCUAAUUAAUUCAAAUUAUAAGGAAAACAAAUCAGUUGCCUAUUCUUCUCUCCUUCACCUACAAGAACAGUCAAAUAACCACUCUUCUUCCGUACAAGCUUUAGCUAAUAGUUCGCACACUUUGAUAGCUUCAAUUACUGCUGAUAUCUCAAUUGAUGAUGAAGAAAUUGCGGUUCAGGCUUUGAAGUGUUUAGGAUUCAUGAUUUACCAUCCUUCUAUUGUUGCUACAAUACCAGAUGGUGAUGCUAGCAUGAUGUUGGAAGCAUUGACUGAAGUCAUUGCAGCCACCAAGAUAAAGUCUGUCUGCAAUUUAGGCAUGUGGUGUAUAUCCAUGCAACAAUUUGAGGCAGCAUUUCUCUCUAAUCACUUCCAAACCUUGCUGCGGGCAGUUGUUCAUGCCCUUGACAAUCCUUUUGGUUCCUUGUCUACAACUUUUGAGGCUUUACAGGUUGUGAUGAAGUUAGCAACUCAAUUAAUUGACAAGAUGAGAGAAUUUUCAUUCAUAUGGGUUCCUCCAAUAUAUAGAAGACUUCUUAGCAUUGAUAAGAGGGAGAGGGAGAUGUCAGCAAGGUGUCUAUCGAAGAUUAAACAGGCAAUAUUUCCUCCCACUGUGGCUCUGUCCAAGGUAAUUGCCAAAGAUAUUAAAUGGAAAUUGCUCAGUGAGAUGAAAGGUCUUUUGAAUCAGAGUAUGAAAGUUCAGUCAUUACAAGCAUGGGGGUGGUAUAUACGAUUACUGGGAUCUCAAGCUCUUAAGAAUAGGCAUUUAAUUAAUGACAUGCUCAAAAUUCCUGAACAAACAUUUUCCGACAACAGCUCGCAAGUCCAAAUUGCUUCACAGGUUGCAUGGGAAGGACUUAUUGAUGCUCUUAUUCCAUCUUCAGUGACUAGUGGUGAAGUUGAUAAUGAAAUUCAACAAUUGCAAGCAUCUAGUGAGAAGGGCUGUCAAGUCCGGUCAAGCGUAUUUAUGAAAAGCAUAAAGCUUAUAAUGACACCUUUAAUAGGCAUCAUCUCAAGCAAAUGUGAUACGUCUGUUCACUUAUCCUGCUUGAACACGUGGUGUUAUUUGCUGCAUAAACUUAGUAUCUUCAUCAAGCACCCAUCAGUGGUUGAAUUGGUCUUGACUCCUAUCUUUAAAUCAGUCUUUGGAAUGGAUCCUGAUACUAAGAAUUCUUUGCUAUGGAAUCUGUGCUUAGAUCUGGUUGAUGAUUUUAUAUUAGCAAGAUGUGCGAAACAAGACUAUGAAUCAAGUAGCCAGGUAAUUCGUCAUUCACCAGCCACAACCUCUGUGCUAGGACCUUCUUUAUCUAGCAUAUGUUUAGUGAAGCAACAUCCUAUUAAAUGGUUUCCUUGGAGUAUUGCUCAGUUGGACUUAUUUAUAUCAAUAAUUAAUAUUAUCCUCAGCCACGCUUCAAUUGCAACAACCACCCCUCAAAAUAGAAGUUCAGCCUGUGAUGCUGCCUUAAGGCUAUUUAGAUCUCUUUUGAAAGGGGUCCACAUAGAGUUAAAGAGUCUGUCCAUAAGUUAUGCAGAUAUUAUGCUGUAUUUGAACACAAUACUGAGCUUCAUAAAGGAUACAUGUCAUACUCUAAAUUCAGGAGGCAGCAGUGAUAAUAAAUUGCAGCAUUCCUUCCAGUUUCUAGAGGUCGUCAUUGAUGAGAUAGGGCCUGCCAUAUUAGGAUCUCCUCUGUAUAAGGUGCCGUUGGAUCUGGAAUGCAUCAAGAAUCUGCAAUUUGUUAAUGAUGUUAGAUAUGAAGGCUUCUUAGAUAUCAGCUCUCUUGCAUAUAUGGAUAUGGUUUCGCCAUUACAUUAUCUUAUUAUUCUCUCAAUCUGUGCUGGGAUACAGUCAACUUCCCAUAGACCCAGAGUGGAGCUAAGUUUUACAGUAUUGCAGAAAUUUUUCAAACUGAUACUAUUUUCAUACGAUUCCUUGGAAAAUCUACAAGUUGCAAUUGGUUUUUUGUUUAAGUAUACAAGCAAUAACAACUUAAAAAUAUGGAUAGCCAUAGCUGAAGCUCUGCGAGACUGCAUUGCUUCUGUAAAGGAUCGUUCUCUGUUGAGAAUGGAGCCCCACAGCAAUGCUUGUCCUGCCCUAUACCAUCUUUUAUCCUACCCAUUUGUUGUGCGGUCUUGCGUCCAGCAAAUACAAAAUCUUAAGGAAGUUAGUUGCUCCUCUGAAGAAUCUCAUAUUUUAGCUCAGGGAUGCAUUGAGCUUGAACAUGUAAUCAAAGCAUGGAAUUCAGUUUAUGGUGCUUUUUCUGCCUCACAGUGUUCUGCAAUGAAAGGGAUUUCUGACAAUCUGUGCCUAAUGUUAAAUUGGUGCAUUGAUGAAAGUCUACGAAUGAAUGACCUUGGCAGUGAAGUAGAUUUAAGUCUUAAGGAUCAGUAUCUUGAUCUCCUCUCUUUAUCUGGCAAUGCUGUCACAUGUAUGAUUGAAGAGAUUUUGGCAGCUCGUUCUGAUGGAAACCAUAAUAAUCACGCCGAACCUCCAAUAUAUAGCGACAUAAAAAAUAUCUUGGAAUUUGCUUCCAGAUUCUUGAAGUUGUCUUCGGUAAGAAUUCAAGUAAAUCCGUUCAGCGGUCUUCCUGUAAUUUCAAGGUUGUUUUCUUCGUUGACGCGUUUAACAAGUCGCCUUCGUCUGAAGCAUACGAUCCUUUCAACUAUAGAGACAAUAACUCUUCCUCUAAUUCAGUGGUUAUCGCAUGAGCGGAUACAUGAUGGAAGAACCAAUGAUCAAGUCCAAAAUCUUUGGGCUGAAGUCCUUGUUUGUUUACGGAGAAGUCAGCCACCAAUAGUCUUUGAUUCAUCAUUCCUUAAACUUCAGGCACCCCUCUUAGCAAAAACUGUUGAUCACCCAAAUUCCGCCAUUUCGGAGCUUACUGUGACCUUUUGGAAUUCAACAUAUGGUGAACAGAUUAAGCUAGACUACCCUGAGAAUUUACUUGACAUCUUAAACAAGCUUUCCAGAAAUAAAAGAAUCAUCCUCCAUAAGAAAACCUGUCCGAUGCCAUUUCUCAUGAAAUGUAAUUCUACUACGGAGUUGACUGUUCAAAACCACAGGGUGACUGCAACACACACUGGUUGCUCGAAAAGGGUAGAAUUAUUGCAGGAUGUAGUAAAUCAAUCUCCGCUGACAGAUAAGUUUAGUUCAGGUCCGAAAAGAAAGAGGUUAGAACUUACAGAGCAUCAGAGAGAAGUAAGGCGCGCACAGCAAGGAAGGGCAAUGGAUUGCAGCGGACAUGGUCCGGGUAUCCGGACAUAUACAACUGCUGAUUUUUCACAAGGAAAUGAAGAUUCCCAGGAUAUGGAGGAGAUUCAAAAUCCAGAAUCUAUCCUCCAGAUGUUAAGAGGUUUGUGAUUGUUUAUAUGUUUACUAAGGCUGUGUAAAUAGCAAUCCUAAGUUGGGGAGUGAAAAACCAAACCAAAUCAAAUCGAAUUAACUAAUUUGGUUAUCGUUACAAUUAUGUUUUGGAAAUUUUGUUCAUAAUAUAAACGAUCAGAUAAUACAAUUCAUUAUGCUAUGUUCUGCA